Molecule: messenger RNA, 1895 nt
Organism: Pogona vitticeps (central bearded dragon)
Lineage: Eukaryota; Metazoa; Chordata; Lepidosauria; Squamata; Agamidae
Gene: PLBD1
Product: phospholipase B domain containing 1
Biological process (GO): phospholipid catabolic process
Cellular component (GO): extracellular region
Molecular function (GO): glycerophospholipase activity
Source: RefSeq, a predicted model, not a curated record
UUCGCCGAGGCUGGGGUGGGUGUGACGCUCGCGACUGCCCCGGGCCAGCUGGGCUGGGAAAGGGCGGGCCAUGCGCUGAGCGAAGAGAGCAAAGUUCCCCAAAUCGCCGGGCUGCCUCCGUCAGAAACCCAACACACAGGACUCAGCUAAGCAUGGCCCGGUAUGAAGACGACGGCGCCGGCGCCCCCUCCUCCUCUUCCAGAUGCUGCCGGUGGCGGUACUGCUUGUGGGGGCUUUUCUUUCUCUGGGCCAUACCGAGAACUGGAGCAGAUAUUCAUUAUGCAACUGUGUACUGGCUGACAGCAGAAAAGUCCUUCCAGAUUAAAGACGUGUUGGACAAAAAUGGUGAUGCUUAUGGCUACUACAAUGACACUGUACAGUCUACAGGAUGGGGAAUUCUGGAGAUCAAGGCAGGCUAUGGUAGCCAGACCCUAAGCAAUGAGAACCUCAUGUAUGCUGCCGGUUUCCUGGAGGGAUAUCUCACUGCUUCACAUAUGUGUGACCAUCUUGCAAACCUUUAUCCGCAGAUGAUUAAAAAUAUCCUCAUUGAAAGCGAAGUAAAAAAUUUUAUGAGGAAACAAGAUCAGUGGACAAGACAACAAAUCAGAAACAACAAGGAUGACCCCUUCUGGAGACAUGCUGGAUACAUUAUUGCCCAGCUGGAUGGGUUGUACAUGGGAACUCUGGAGUGGGCUAAACGAGAACAGAAAACACCUCUCACUCCCUUUCAAGUUGGUUUCCUGAAUGCAGUUGGAGAUUUGCUUGACCUCAUUCCUGUCUUAUUAUCAGAUUCAGCAAAUGCAGACUGUAAUGUUAUGCCAGUAGGCUCUGGGCGAUAUCAGUGGGAUAUGGGUCACUGCUCAGCUCUGAUAAAGGUCCUUCCUGGAUAUGAGAAUAUCUACUUUGCUCAUUCUAGCUGGUUCACAUAUGCUGCUACUUUGAGAAUAUAUAAGCACUGGGAUUUUAGAAUCGAUGAUCCACAAACAAGCACAGGACGUGUCUCCUUCAGUAGUUACCCAGGUUUUUUAGUAUCCCUGGAUGAUUUUUAUAUACUUGGGAGUGGCUUGAUCAUGUUGCAGACCACAAAUAGUGUAUACAACUAUUCUCUUCUCAGACAAGUGGUUCCAGAGAGUCUCUUUGCAUGGCAAAGAGUCCGCAUCGCCAACAUGAUGGCAGACUCUGGAAAGACCUGGGCACAAAUCUUUGAAAAGCAAAACUCUGGUACCUAUAAUAACCAAUAUAUGAUCCUGGAUACAAAGAAAGUCAAAUUGCAAAGGAGUCUUGAUAAUGGAACCCUUUUUGUCAUUGAGCAAAUUCCUAGACUUGUGGAAUAUUCUGAUCAGACAGAUGUUCUCCGAAGAGGAUAUUGGCCUUCCUAUAACAUCCCUUUUCAUCAAAACAUCUAUAAUAUGAGUGGAUAUGCUGAAUAUGUUCAAAAAUAUGGCUUAGACUUUUCCUAUGAGAUGGCUCCAAGAGCAAAAAUCUUCCGACGGGACCAGGCGAAAGUUGUAGAUGUGGAGACUAUGAAGUACAUCAUGAGAUACAACAACUACAAGAAAGAUCCCUAUGCAAGGCACAACCCCUGCAAUACCAUCUGCUGUAGAGCAGAUUUGAACUUGAAGACUCCUGUUCCUGCUGGCUGCUAUGACUCUAAGAUAGCGGACCUCAAUAUGGCUGCAAAGUUUACAGCCUAUGCUAUCAGUGGUCCCCCCGUGGAGGAGGGCCUGCCUGUCUUCAGCUGGACCCGUUUCAACCAGACAAAGCACCAGGGCUUGCCAGAUUCAUAUAACUUUGAUUUUAUCACCAUGAAGCCAGUGCUAUGAAACUGCCAUCAGGAUUUUUCUUUGUACAUGUUUAUUUCCGACCAAAUAAACCAGCCUGGAAUUCUACCUUUA